ACAUAAACAAUAUAGUUUUAAACAUUACCGGAAUUGUACCUUUCAAUUAUGCCGUAGUUAAACUUUGAUUAACGUUCCAAAUUAUUGCUGUGCUAAGUUUAAUUAGUUCGACUCACAAAGGGUUAUAGUUUACGAAGAUAACAGGGGAUAAAGGGUAACAGUUUGGAUCAAAGAGCAUGAAGAAACGAGUUCUUUCAACAUAUACAUAUCAUACUAUAGUAUUAAAGUAUUAGUUGUCAGUGAUAGGCACUACAAUUAAACCAAAUGGCUAAAAGCGCAGAACAAGAGGUGGAAAAGAUGAAACAGUUAGAAGAGAGGAUAAAAGCACCUUCAAUAUGGGGCCGAGUACCUUGUGGUAUAAGAUUUGAGGAUUUACAAGACAGGAGAUAUGAGGACGCCGUACGUUUGCUGAAGACACAUUAUUUACCUGAAGAGAUCACCUACCGUUCAGUCAAGAUAUCCGAAGAUAAAGAAGGCGUUGACGAAUUUAUUCAUAAUGUCAGGAUAUGGAUGAAGGACAAAAUGUCAAUAGCAGCUGUUAAGGAAGGCACAGAUAAACUGGUUGGUGUACUAAUUAUGAGGAUACAGGAGAAAAGUGCUUUCUCCAGGACGUUCAGUCGAGUAAAGAUCACUUACAACCCGCAAUACACAAAAGUGGUGACUUUUAAUAGAGCGAUCGAGAAACCUGUUGACCUAUUCGAUAAACUGGGCGUGAGACGUUAUUUCAAAAUCUAUCUGCUGGCAUUGAAGACUAGGUACAGGCAUCGGGGUUUAGGCAAAGAAAUGCUCAAGGCAGCGAUAGCGCUAAGUGAGAACGCAAACGUGCCAGCUAUAUCCGGUAUCUUUACAACGGCUCGUGGGCAUCAAAUGGCCGAUGAGCUUGGCUUUGAGAAGUUCAAUGAGUUAUUCUACGUGAGAUACCUAAUUGAUAAUGAAAUAGUGUUCUGGGACACGGGUCUCGGUAACUACGGCGCUGCGCUGAUGGCGUACAGGAUCCCGUCCGUGGAGGAGCCACAAGAGAUACAAACCCAAGCGUCGUCCCGCUUCAAUAUACAGCCACCGAUAGACGAUGACGAGGAAAAUCAAUAG
This is a messenger RNA of Pararge aegeria (speckled wood butterfly), 1089 nucleotides long. RefSeq lists its product as uncharacterized. The record is from RefSeq and is a predicted model, not a curated record. The transcript has 6 exons. NCBI's taxonomy places the organism in Eukaryota, Metazoa, Arthropoda, Insecta, Lepidoptera, Nymphalidae. Gene Ontology annotation, molecular function: N-acetyltransferase activity. The coding region runs from base 265 to 1089 and encodes 274 amino acids.